GAAACCUAAUCCCGCAUUGGAGCUAUCAGAAAAGUUCCAUUGCCGCAGCCAGUAUAUUCACUGCUAUUACAAUCAUGGCGCUUAUCUUUCUUGGGGUCUUGUCCAUCCGGAAGAUGAAGCGGAGCUGGGAGCGACACAAACGCGAGAAGCGAGAGUAUGCAGCUUCCCGAUACUCGGCUCUCCCCAUGAUGGAGGAAGCCCAGAAAGAAAAGCCCACGAGUGAGCAGCAGAUGAGUCGAGAGACCUUGAUGUUCAGCAGAAGCCGCUCGCGAUCUUCGACAUACGUCGUCGAGCAGGAGGGUCCUUCUGUGACACGGGUAUAUCGGGCGAGCAAGAGCGUUUCUACGCUUGCAUUGGAUACACCUGGUCCUGCGGCGGGAGAAACGGGCUCUGUUACCCAGCUGAACACGAUCCCAGAGCGUCCUGCUAGCACUUUCAAGGCGCUGCGUCAUGAACGUCAUGGCUCGAUCCCGAAGUCGCCCGUCGUCGUACCCUCGCCAUUGAAGCCAGUGCCAUCUUUUUCGGUCAGACCAAUCAUACACCGUUCAGAGGCUCCGGAGAUUCUUGAGCGGACACCUUUGAGUCUUGAAAGCGAGGCUGUUGUCGAAUCCCCAGUAAGCAAAAAGCGUGAGUCCAAACGUGACUCGAAGCGCGAGUCUUUUGGAGCAAACAGUCUCUUCAGACUCCCGGCUAUUCAAAGAACCAUGUCGCCUCUUUUCUCGUUUUGAUAUAGAGCUCCAUCCAGAAGGCUUUGAACUGGUCACUCGAGACACUUAGAUUUCGGCUUACGAAGGAGGCUAUCAUUGACGCGCUGACUACUACGUCCCUUCCUCUAUCCGGCUUCCAAAAGUGCUUUGUUUUCAUGGUACAGCAUGCUGUGGUGUUGUGCAUAAACACGGCUUGUUUCUUUAUUUGUUUUUGGUCAUACUCAAGACGCCCAGAGGGGUGUGGUCGUUUGCAUCAGUAGCUUACACUUUUCAUAGCUUUCUCUUGAUUUUGGUCUGCUCUAAGCGGCCACAUGGCGCUGAACUGGCGGGGUUCAUAGACAAGUAA
This is a messenger RNA of Aspergillus heteromorphus CBS 117.55, 1053 nucleotides long. RefSeq lists its product as uncharacterized. Bases 75 to 728 code for a protein of 217 amino acids. Lineage: Eukaryota; Fungi; Ascomycota; Eurotiomycetes; Eurotiales; Aspergillaceae. The record is from RefSeq and is a predicted model, not a curated record. The transcript has a single exon.